Symbiodinium necroappetens is the source of this 9734-nucleotide messenger RNA. The record is from the annotation of a GenBank genome assembly. Lineage: Eukaryota; Dinophyceae; Suessiales; Symbiodiniaceae.
AUGUCGAAAACCCUGUCGCCCCGCCGCCUGCUGCCGGUCCUGGCCUGUGCCGGCCUUCUCGCCAGCGCCACGGCACAGGCACAAACGAGCUGGGACAUGUCGAUCGUCUGGCCGGACGGCAACUUCCACACCGAGAACGCCAAGCGCUUCGCCGAGACCGUCGGCGAGGUCACCGACGGCGCCGUGGAGAUCACCGUGCACUCCGGCGGCGCCCUGGGGAUCAAGGGCCCCGAGGGCCUGGCCGCCGUGCGCGACGGCCUGGUGCCGAUCGCCGAGGUGAUCCUGAACCAGCAGACCGGCGAGGAGCCGCUGUUCGGCGUCGAAUCCCUGCCCUAUCUGGCGCCGACCUCCCAGGACCUGGCCCUGCUGCACAAGUUCAUGCGGCCGGCCUUCGAGGCCCUGGCCGCCAAGCACAAUCAGAAGUUCCUCUACAUGGUGCCCUGGCCCGGCCAGGCGGUCUAUGCCGACCGCGAGAUCACCGAGAUGGAGGACUUGGAGGGGCUGAAGAUCCGCGUGGUCGACGCCAACGGCCACGGCUUCUUCGACCGGCUCGGCGCCGCGCCGAUCCAGCUUCCCUGGGGCGAGGUGGUCCCGGCCCUGGCGGCCGGCGCGAUCGACGGCGUGACCACCUCCUCCUCCUCGGGGGUCGACGGCAAGUUCUGGGAGUUCAUGGAUCACAUGAGCACCUUCAACUGGCAGGCCUCCUCCAACGUCAUGACGGUCAACCUGGACGCCUGGAACGCGCUCGCGCCGGCGCACCAGGAGGCGAUCGAGGCCGCCGCCGAGCGGCUGGAGGGCGAGUUCUGGCUGAUCAGCCGGCGGGAGGACGCGGCCAACAUCCAGACCCUGAAGGACAACGGCAUGAGCGUGAGCGCGCCCGACGCCGAGCUCAAGGCGGAGCUGCUGGCCGUGGCCAAGCCGAUCUGGGAGGAGUUCGCCGCCGAGGUGCCGGAGGCAGAAGCGGUGAUCGACGACUACCUGACGGCGCGCGAGGCGGCCUUCCCUUCGGAUCGGACCGCGGCGGCGGGCGCCCGCCGCCGCUGCGCCCGCAGAGGAGUCGACAUGCCCCGAGCAUCCGCCCCCGCCCCGCGCCCCGCCUUGCUGCAGCGCUUCCUCGGCGCAACCGACUGGCUGGCGGAAGCGGCCGCCGCCCUGGCCGCCGUGGCGCUGGCCCUGCUCUGCCUGCUGAUCCUGGCCGAGAUCGCCGCGCGCAACCUCUUCACCACCAGCCUGGUGAUCUCCUGGGAAUACGCCGCCUACCUGAUGGGCCUGGUCUUCUUCUUCGCCGCCGCCAGCGCGCUGCGCCAUGACGUGCACGUGCGGGUGACGCUAAUCUCCGAGGCCAGCUCGCGGCGCCUGCGCCGCGGCGCGGAGACGCUGGCGACGCUGCUCGGCCUGGCGAUCGUCGCCUACCUCGCCUACGCACUGGGCGAGAAGGCCCUGGAAUCCUGGCAGCGCGGCGCCCGCUCCUUCUCGGUCGUCGCGACUCCCCUGUGGCUGCCGCAAGCCGCCCUGCUGCUCGGCGCCCUGGUCUUCGCGCUUCAGCUCGUCGCCCGCCUGAUCCGGCUGCUGUUCGGCCUGGGCGACGUCGGCCGCCCGGAGGCCGGCGCACAGCUCUCCGCGCUUUUGGUCGCCCUGCUGGUCCUGCUGCUCGGCAUGGGGGUCUGGGUCGGCCUCGGGCUGAUGGGCACCGGCCUGGGCGCCCUGGCCGUCUUCAAGCCGAUGAUGCCGGCCGCCAAGCUGCUGGCCCAGCAGGUCUGGAACACCGCCACCAGCAUGGAGCUGCUGGCGCUGCCGCUGUUCAUCCUGAUGGCCGAGAUCCUGUUCCGCACCCGCCUGUCGGAGGCGCUCUUCUCCGGCCUGGCGCCCUGGACCCAGCGGAUCCCCGGGCGCAUGACCCACGUCACCGUGCUGUCCUGCACCCUGUUCGCCGCGGUGUCCGGCUCGUCCGCCGCGACCACGGCGACCGUCGGGCGCAUCGCCUCCGGCGAGCUGCUGACCCGCGGUUACGACCGGCGCCUGGUGCUGGGCUCGCUGGCCGGCGCCGGCACCCUGGGCUUCCUGAUCCCGCCCAGCGUGAUCAUGAUCAUCUACGGGGUGCUGGCUCAGGAAUCGAUUCUCAAGCUGUUCAUCGCCGGCAUCAUCCCCGGCGCGCUGCUGGCCCUGACCUUCAUGGGCUACCUGGCCGUGGUGACCAGCCUGGACAAGACCAAGCUGGGCGAUCCGCUGCCGCCGCUCAGCCUGCGCGCGCGCCUGGCGGCGACGCGCCACCUGCUGCCGGUCGGCCUGCUGAUCCUCUGUGUCAUCGGCUCGAUGUACGCCGGCAUCGCCAGCCCGACCGAGGCGGCGGCGGUCGGCGUGCUGGGCGCGGUGAUCGUCGGUCUGCUGCAGGGCUCGUUGACGCGCGCCAACGGCUGGGAGGCGCUGAUCCGCGCCGCCCGCACCUCCAGCAUGAUCGGGCUGAUCAUCGCCGGCGCGGUCUUCCUCUCGACGGCGCUCGGCUACCUCGGCAUCCCGCGCUUCGUGGCCGAGCAGAUCCGCGCGCUCGACCUCUCGCCGCUGGCGCUGAUCCUGGUGCUGCUGAUCUUCUACGUGCUGAUCGGCUGCCUGAUGGAGGGCAUGUCGGCGAUCGUGAUGACCCUGCCGAUCACCCUGCCGCUGGUGCUGGAGGCCGGCUACGACAAGGUCUGGUUCGGCGUCUUCAUCGUGCUGGUGGUCGAGCUGGCGCAGAUCACGCCGCCGGUCGGCUUCAACCUCUUCGUCAUACAGGGGCUCACGGGCGACCGCCUCGGCUAUAUCGCCCGGGCGACGCUGCCCUUUUUCCUGAUCCUCUUCUUCUUCACCCUGCUCGUCGCCGUGUUUCCCGGUAUCGCGGUGAUCGUCGAGUUCGCCGAGACCAUCGACCCGGCGGCCAACGCCCGGGUCAUCGCGCUCGACGGUCGCCUGGCGGCGCAGCCGGUCGCGGGCGUCGUCGAGACCCUGCCGACCUACCGCUCGCUGAUGGUGCGCUACGAUCCGCUGCAGACCUCGGCGGCGCGCCUGAUCGAGACCUUGCAGACCCACCUGGAGACCCUGGAGGCCGACCCGGCGGAGGGGCGGCUGUGGCACGUCCCGGCGGUCUACGGCGGCGCGGCCGGGCAGGAUCUCGACGCCGUGGCCGCCUACCACGGCCUGACCAGCGAGGAGGUGAUCGCCCUGCAUCUGGCCGGCGAGUAUCGGGUCUACAUGAUCGGCUUCAUGCCCGGCUACGCCUACCUCGGCGGCCUCGACAGCCGGCUGCACACCCCGCGCCUGCAAACGCCGCGGCAGUUGACCGCCGCCGGCGGCCUGGCGAUCGGCGGCCAGCAGGCCUCGAUCAACUCGGUCGCCUCGCCCAGCGGCUGGCGCUUCAUCGCCCGCACGCCGCUGCGGACCUUCGACCCGCGCCGCGCCGCGCCCUGCCUGCUGGCCGCCGGCGACCGCAUCCGCUUCGUGCGGAUCGGCGAAGGCGAAGCCGCGCGCCUGGACGCGCUGGCCGAGGCCGGCGAGGUGGUCGCCGAACCGGACCUCGGGCGGAUCGGCGUGCUGCGCCUGGGCAUCUCCGGGUCGGGCGCGAUGGACCGCCUGUCCCACCGCCUGGCCAAUCGCCUGGUCGGCAAUCCGCCGGAGGCGGCGAGCCUGGAGGUCGCCUUCCGCGGCGGCCGCUACCGGGCGGAGGGCGACUGCCUGGUGGCGGUGACCGGCGGCGACGUCGAGAUCCUGGCCGACGGCGAGCCGCAGCGGCCCUGGAGCAGCUUCCUGCUGCGCGACGGCGCCCUGCUGGAGAUCGGCAGCCUGCGCGACGCGGUCUACGGCUACCUGGCCGUGGCCGGCGGCUUCGAGGCCGAGGUCUUCUUCGACAGCCGCUCGACCCACAGCCGCUCCGGCCUCGGCGGUCACGGCGGCCGCGCCCUGACGGCGGGCGACGCGCUGCCCCUCGCCGCGGCCCCCGCCGCCGUCACCGCCGGGCGGCGCCUACUGCAUCCGCCGCCGCGUCUCGGCCCGGCGGAGACGGCCCUGCGCGUCGUCCCCGGCCCGCAGGACGAGCUGUUCACCGCGGCGGCCUGGCAGGACUUCCUGAGCACGCCCUACCGGGUCACCGGCACGCGCGACCGGAUGGGCAUGGUGCUGGAGGGCAAGCCGCUGGCCCACCGGGACGGCUACAACAUCGUCUCCGACGGCAUCGUCUUCGGCUCCAUCCAGGUGCCCGGCGCCGGCCUGCCGAUGAUCCUGCUGGCCGACCGGCAGCCGACCGGCGGCUAUCCGAAGAUCGCCACGGUGAUCGGGGCCGACCUCGUCACGCUGGUGCAGGCCCCGCCGGGCACGGCGCUGCGCUUUCGCAGCGUCACCGUCGCACAGGCCGAGCGGGCGGCGGUCGCGGCGGCCGAGGCCGCCGCGCGGCUGGAGGCGGCGGCGGCCGCCGCGCCGGUCGACCUCUACUCCUCCGAGCAUCUGCUGUCGGUCAAUCUCAUCGACGGCGUCGCCGCGACGCGGCGGUCGAUGGGUUUGCCUGACGGCGCUCUCCUUCCACAAUGGCGAAGGGGCGCGGGCCUCUUCUUGACUCGGUGUGUCAUUGGUAUACCAUGGGGAUGCCGCUCAAUGGUGAAACGAAAGAUUGAAGACGUGGCAACGCGCGAUCAGAACGGAGCGGCGGCCCUCGACGGGCCGGCCGGGACGGCGGCCGGGCCGGGCUGGACCACGCCCGGGCGCGGCAGCCUGGCCGAGACCGCCCGCUCGCGCAUCCUCGACCUGGUGCUCUCGCGCCAGGUCCGCGCCGGCGAGCCGCUGCAGGAGCGCCGCCUGGCCGACUGGCUGGAGAUGUCGCGCACGCCGGUACGCGAGGCGCUGAACCACCUCGAGGUCGAGGGGGUGGUGCGGCGGCAGGGCAAGGCCCUGAUCGUGCACGAGAUCACCACCCGCGAAAUGAUGGAAAUCUUCGCCGUGCGCGAGCAGCUCGAGGGCUUCGCGGUGCGCCUGGCGACGCCGAGCGUCGACCUCGCCGAGGUCGAGCGCCUGCAGGCGCAGGUGCGCGGGCUGACGACCGAUCCGGCGCCGCCGCCCCAGGAGCAUUGGGCGGUCGACGACGCGCUGCACGACCUGCCGGCCAAGGCGGCCGGCAACACGAUCCUCGCCCGCUACAUCGCCGAUCUGCGCCUGCGCACGCGCAUCUUCGACAUGGAGCGGCUGCCGGACCGCUUCCGCCCCGGCUGCGAGGAGCACCUGGUGAUUCUGAACGCCAUGCACAGGCGCGACGCCGAGGCCGCGGUCGCCGCCAUGCAGGCGCACAUCCGCAACGCCCGCAGCGCCUAUGUCAUCGCCGCCACGCCCUUCGACGAGGCGGGCAACCUCGACCUGGAUUCGACCGACAGUCUCGUCGACUUCUACCUCGACAGGGGCGUGCACGGGCUGACCAUCCUCGGCAUGAUGGGCGAGGCCCAGAAGCUGAGCGAGCAGGAGACGGAGACCUUCGUGGCGCGGGUGCUCAAGCGUGUCGACGGCCGGGUCCCGGUGAUCGUCGGCACCAGCAAUCCGGGCCUCGACAACCUGGAGCGGCUGUCCAAGCGGAGCUGCGAGGCCGGCGCGGCCGGCGUGAUGAUCGCCCCGCCGCCGCAGCUCAAGACGGAAACCCAGGUCCUGGCCUACUUCGACGCGGUCUUCGCCGCGCUCGGCCCGGACGUGCCGGUCUGCUUUCAGGACUUUCCCACUGUCACCGGCGUGCAUGUCUCGGUCGACACCCUCAACGCGAUGAUCGCGCGCCAUGCCAGCCUGGUGAUGCUCAAGCACGAGGACUAUCCGGGCCUGCGCAAGCUGACCGCGGUGCGCCGCGCGGCCGAGCGGGGCGAGACGCGCCGGAUCUCGAUCCUGGUCGCCAACGGCGGCCUGUUCUAUCCGCUGGAGAUGCGGCGCGGCGCCGACGGGGUGAUGACCGGCUUCGCCUAUCCGGAGAUGCUGGUGCGCGUCUACGAGCUGUUCGAGCGGGGCGAGGCGGAAGCGGCGGAGGACCUCUUCGACCUCCACCUGCCGCUGCUGCGCUACGAGUUCCAGCAGGGCCCCGGCCUGGCGAUCCGCAAGGAGGUGCUGCGCCGGCGCGGCGCCAUCCGCUGCGCGGCGACCCGCCAGCCCGGCCCGCGGCUCGACGCCGACGAGCAGGCCGAGCUGACCACCCUCAUGACCCGCCUGGAGCGCCAUCUCGCCGCCCGUCCCGAGCUGCUGGGCGACCGCGGCGCCGCCUGCGUCGCCCUGACCCUGGCGGCCCGCCGCGAAGGCCCGCUGCGCGAAACCGCCGAGCACCUGCGCCAGACCUACGCGGUGCCGGUCACCGAGCUGGCCGUGGACGUCACCAGCCGCGCGGGACAGGCCGCCCUGCUGGAGGCCUGUCCGGACCCGGACAUCCUGGUCACCAACGCCGGCGGCCCGCCGCCCGGCGACUUCCGCGACUGGGAGCGCGACGACUGGAUCGCCGCGCUGGACGCCAACAUGAUCGCGCCGAUCCUGCUGAUCCGCGGCGUGGUCGACGGCAUGAUCGAGCGCCGCUUCGGGCGGAUCGUCAACAUCACCUCGGGCGCGGUGAAGGCGCCGAUCGCGGCCCUCGGCCUGUCCAACGGCGCGCGCACCGGCCUGACCGGCUUCGUCGCCGGCCUGGCGCGCCAGGUCGCGCGGCACAACGUGACAAUCAACAACCUGCUGCCCGGCCCCUUCGAGACGGCCCGCCUGGAGAAGACCCUGGCCGGCGCGGCCAAGGCCGCCGGCAUCACCGUCGAGGAGGCGCGCGAACGCCGCCGCAGCGGCAAUCCCAGCCAGCGCUUCGGCGACCCGGCGGAGUUCGGGGCCGCCUGCGCCUUCCUGUGCAGCGCCCAGGCCGGCUACAUCACCGGCCAGAACCUGCUGCUCGACGGCGGCGUUCUCGUCCCGGUCGUCACGCCGUUCGAUGCCGACCUGGCGCCCGACAGCAAGCGCUUCGUCGCACUCUGCCAGGCGCUGCUCGACGCGGGGGCGGCCGGCUUGGCCGUCUUCGGCACCACCAGCGAGGCGAACUCGCUGACCGCCGGCGAGCGCAAGGCGCUGCUGCAGGAGCUGGUCGCCGCCGGGGUGCCGGGGGCGCGCCUGAUGCCGGGGAUCGGCGCCUGCUCCUUCAUGGAGACGGUGGAGCUGCUGACCCAGGCGGCCGAGCUGGGCUGCGCCGGCGCGCUGAUGCUGCCGCCCUUCUACUACAAGGGCGCGGCGGCCAGCGACGCGGGCCUGUUCGACUUCACCGCCGAGGUGCUGCGCCGCACCGAGGGGGCCGAGACCGCGCUCUACCUCUACCACAUCCCGCCGGUCGCCCAGGUCGGCUGGUCGGCGCCGCUGAUCGCCCGGCUGCGCGAGGCCUUCGGGCCGCGCAUCGCCGGCCUCAAGGACUCCUCGGGCGACUGGAGCAACACCCAGGCGCUGCUCGAGGGCUUCACCGACUUCGACGUCUUCCCCGGCUCCGAGGUCUUCCUGCUGCAGGGUCUGCGCGCCGGCGGCGCCGGGUGCAUCACCGCGACCGGCAACCUCAAUCCGGCCGGGAUCGACGCGGUGUUCCAGGCCGCCGCGCGCGGCGACGCCGAGGCCGAGGCCCUGCAGGAGCGGGCCAGCCAGGUCCGCCGCAGGGUGCAGGACGCCGGCGCGCUGAUCCCGACGAUCAAGGCCUACCUCGCGCUGAAGUCGGGCGACCCGGCCUGGGCGCGGGUCCGGCCGCCCCUGCGCGCCGCCGACGCCGAGGCGGUGCGGCGCCUCGACCGGAUGCGCUGCCUGCUGGUCCAACCCAUUCACCCGGCGGGGCGGGACCGGCUGAUGGCCGCCGGCGUCGAGCUGUGCACGCCGGCCUCGACCCGGCCGGCCGACCUGGCCGCGGCCCUGGCCGACUGCACGGCGGUGAUCACCCGCGACGCCGGCCUGCCGGCCGAGGCCAUCGCCGCCGCGCCGCAGCUUCGCGUCAUCGUCUCCCACGGCGCCGGCAUCGACGCCAUCGCCGUGGCCGCCGCGGCCCAGCGGGGUAUUCCCGUGGCCAACACGCCGGGCACCAACGCCCAGUCGGUGGCCGAGCUGACCGUCGCUCUCGCCCUGGCCGCGGCCCGCCGCCUGCCGGCGGCCGAGCGGGCGCUGCGCGCGGGCGACGGGUCGUUUCGCGAGCGCCACCGUUUCUUCGAGCUGGCCGGCCGCCGCGCGCUGAUCGUCGGCUUCGGCGCCAUCGGGCGGCGCAGCGCGCGGAUCCUCGCUCAGGGCUUCGGUCUCGACAUCCUGGUCUGCGCCCCGCGCGUCGACACCGCCGAGCUGAGCCGGCUCGGCUACCGCCGCGCGGCGGAUUUGCACGCGGGGCUGGCCGCCGCCGACCUGGUCUGCCUGCACGCCCCGCUGACGGACGAGACCCGCGGCCUGCUCGACGCCGCGGCCUUCGCCCGGCUUCCGCAGGACGUGCUGCUGGUCAACACCGCGCGCGCCGGCCUGAUCGACGAGCCGGCCCUCCUCGCCGCGCUCGAUGCCGGCCGCGUGGCGGCCGCCGGCCUCGACGUGUUGGCGCCGGACAGCCCCUUGCGCGACCAUCCCGACGUGAUCCUCACGCCCCACCUCGGCGGCUCGACCGAGGAGAGCCUGGCACGCACCGCCCUGGCCGCGGCCGACUGCGUCCUCCAGGCCCUCGCCGGCCAGCAUCCCGACAGCAUUGUGAAUGCCGCCUGCCUGGAUGGCACCAUCGACCGCCUCUUCGCCGCGCUGGCGCCGAUCAGCCGGCCCGGCGAGGGCGUCACGCGGCCGGCCUACAGCGCCGAGGAGCAGGCCGCCCACGACCUGAUGGCGCGCGAGGCGGCGGCUCUCGACCUGGAGGUCGCCGCCGAUGCGAUCGGCAACCUCUACAUGACCCUGCCCGGCCGCGACCGCGCGCGCCCCGGCAUCGUGAUCGGCUCGCACCUGGACAGCGUGCCCGGCGGCGGCGCCUACGACGGCGCGGCCGGGGUGGUCGCCGGCCUCGCCCUGGCGGCGGCGCUGCGCGCGGAGGACGCGCGCCCGCCGGUCGACCUCACGGUCAUGGCGGUGCGCGCGGAGGAGAGCGUCUGGUUCCCCGUCUCCUACCUCGGCUCGCGCGGGGCGCUCGGACGCCUGGAGCCGGCGGCGCUGGCGGCGCGGCGCAGCGACACCGGGCAGACGCUCGAGCAACACCUGCGCGCGGCGGGCUUCGACCCGGAAGCGAUCCGCCACGGCCGCGCCGCGCUGUCGCCCGAGCGCGUCGGCGCCUACCUGGAGGUGCAUAUCGAGCAGGGGCCGGUGCUGCAGCAGCGCGGUCUCCCGCUCGGCCUGGUGACCGGCAUCCGCGGCGGCCUGCGCUUCCGCGAGGCCCGGAUCACCGGCGCCUGGUCCCACUCCGGCGCCACGCCGCGCGCCCUGCGCCAGGACGCCGGCCUCGCCCUGGCGGAGGUCAUGAGCGGCGUCGAGCGGCUGUGGGACGAGGCCGAGGCGGCCGCGCGCGACCUGGUCGCCACCUUCGGCAUCUUCGGCACCGAGCCGGCGCGCCACGCCUUUUCCAAGGUGCCGGGCGAGGUGAACUUCUGUCUGGAUCUGCGCAGCAGCGAGGCGGCGCUGCUGGACGAGCUGCCCGCGCGCCUGACGGCGCUGGCCGCGCAGGUCGGCGCACAGCGGCGGGUCGCGGUCGAGCUCGGCCCGAUCAGCCGCAGCCAGCCCGCGCGCAUGGACGACGGCCU